GACUGAAGAAGAGUUCUGUCUGUUUAAUGUUUGUUUGUUCAAUUCAAUCUCGCUGUUUGGAUGUGAUGUGAGAAAUUAUUAAUUCGUGUAAUUUUUGUCUACAAGCUGUCAGACUCAGACGAAGUAUAAACAUUUUAUUACUGUCAAUAUCGUUUACUUUUUAUGAUUAUACACGUUAUCUUGUGAAGGGCAAGCAGUCUUGUUUUAAUCGAAAAUCGUAUUUUACAGUAAUGUUAUUUUUCAGUUUUUUUAAAGAUGUGAAUUGAAAUUCUAGGAAAAUGUUGAAUUUACAUUUGGUUUUCCUCCUUAGCAUUGUGUCAUCAGGGUAUGCCUGGCGGGUUAGCUUGACCAGCAAUGCUCCAGUGGUCAUCGGAGGAACUGUGCAAUUCCGAGCAGAAAUUACCGAAGACAACGGACAUCAUGCAAGUGGCGAAUAUCAGUUCCGCUUUCGAGACAAUGCCAUUCCCCAACACUCAAAAACAAUUGACGGACAGUUCACCUCGGCGUCUUGGGAGGUAACAUACAACAAAGACGACUACAGCCCAGGCACUUAUGAGGUUCAAGUGGAAAUAUAUCGAUGGACGUUUUUCUUAUGGAAUAUUGGUAGUAAGAGGAUCUAUUUUGAUCUCACGGCACUUCUCAACGGCGGAAUGAACAUGACGCAGAACAAUAAAACAGUGACGGAAGACUUUGUCAGUUCUGCCACAGAAGUAACUCAUACAAUCUACUUCUCCGAGCCUGAUAAAUCGUUUCUGGAUAAGAAAGCUACGUCGGUGGUCGCUUAUUGGUUCGUCAGCUGUAUCUACUACGGCGCAACGUCAGACCUUUCGUUCAAGUAUAACUACACAAACGAUGCUGAUCAAACUAUGCAUGUGGAAGCGUUGGUCGUGGCGUCUUUUGAACCCCUCCCUCCUCCUACCACACCUGCUCCAACGACUACGAUAGCACCGACGGACAAACCUACGUCCACUCCCCCCACCACUACAACCGCAGCUGCGACUACGACAGUCAAACCCUCCAAUAACAUAACAGCUUUGGUGCAGCCUAACUUGAAGCUUGGAACGAACGUUUCUGAGAUUCCAAUUCUCCCUUAUGUUUGUCUCAAUACUUCAAUUAUAGCUCCGGAUCCGAAGAAGACGUAUGGAUACUUUUCUACCAAGGUGGAUGUUAAAGCGCCUGUGUCGAGUGUUAGUUGGGUAGGCAACAACUGGCUCCAACACGGAGACAUUCUGAACUUGUCAGUGUCGUGUAACGGCUCGGCUCCAUUCCUGUACUGCUUCCAAGUGAUGGUGGGAGAGUACAACGUCACAGGCAAUGAGACGUGCAACCAUGAGACACUUAUAACAGAUUGCCAGUUGAUGCUGCCGCGGUACAUCCACUACCCUGGUACUUACACAGUGUUGAUCAUCAUCAGCAACUCCGUGUCCCACAAAGUCACUCCGGUGGGAGUAAAUAUAUACGAGGUGAAAAAGCACCCCCAGUUGUCAGUGAUCGUGGUUCCCGUGGUGUGUUCAGGGAUAGCUGUCAUCUUGAUAAUCUUCGGAGCUGCCUACUACAUGCAAAGCCGGCAUAGAUAUACGAUAGAAGUUGCUGACUUUGACUUCGCCCAGGCUAACGACUUGGAGUACAUGACGUUUGGACAACGUCUGAAAGCAGCGCUGAACAACUACCUCAACCGACCUGACCACAAUUGUGAGAUAGACGCUUUGUCAAAAAUCGAAAACACUUCCAAACUGAGCGGAGAUAAAGUCUUAGGUCUGGACAAAGACACUCAAACCCCGACGAGGAGGGAUUCUAAGCCUGACGACGGAUAUGAUAAAGGAAAUCAAAGUUGUAGUGGUGAAUCUCAAAAAGAGAUUCUUGACGUAAAAUCUUUGGCUGGUGGUGUAUUAUCAGAGCAAAGUGAAAAAUCAGAUUUUCCCACUGACCCUAAUUCUGAUGAUUCAGAUUCAAAUAUUUCAUCCAAUACGACUUCGACGGUUACGUUAGAAUCGACCAGCACUCUGAAUGAUGGGAAUAAUUAUUGCCGAAUAGAAAAUUCCCAAGGAAGAUACUGACCAUUUACGGCCACCGGCAUUUAGUGUUUGCAUUGUAAAGCUCAGAUAUGUAGCCGAAUUUUUGGUGAAAUAAUAACAUUUUUAAUGGUACAGUAAAUAUAAAAAAAUUUAGUUUUUAAAGCUUUAUGUAUAAAUCCCUGAACAAAAUUUCUUAUUGGAUUUUAUUUCUGGCUCUGAGUGGAAUUCGGUGCUAGAACUUCAAAAGCAUUAUUGAUGUAUAUUACUUUCCUACAAUAAAUACAAUUUGAAUUUGUUAAUGAGGCAACACUAUGGAACAUAUCUUUUAUACUUAAGUGAAGUGAUGGCUUAAAAGUUGUAAAUAUUUGUUAACUAUUGUUAGUGUUAUAUCAUAUUUUGAAUUGAUCAUUUUAACUACUGUGUGGUUUAAUUUAUUGCAUGUUUUUAUGUUGUCGUCUGGAAAUUACACACAUAUAAUUUUAAAUUAAACUGUCCAGAAAAUGUUUUAGCUUGUGCUAAAGUUUAUGUUUAAAAUAUUCUACAUUAUUUUAAAACAAAUCAACAUUACUACAACAUUAGUUUG
Messenger RNA from Macrosteles quadrilineatus (aster leafhopper), 2598 nucleotides. RefSeq lists its product as uncharacterized. The record is from RefSeq and is a predicted model, not a curated record. The coding region runs from base 279 to 2057 and encodes 592 amino acids. NCBI's taxonomy places the organism in Eukaryota, Metazoa, Arthropoda, Insecta, Hemiptera, Cicadellidae. The transcript has 11 exons.